Messenger RNA from Miniopterus natalensis, 981 nucleotides. The record is from RefSeq and is a predicted model, not a curated record. Lineage: Eukaryota; Metazoa; Chordata; Mammalia; Chiroptera; Miniopteridae.
AUGAAUGGCCCAGGAGUUGCAAGGAAAGAGUGCAGGGGAAGUUAUAUCAGUUUCCUUUCUGUAUUUACAGGGAACACAGUUUCACAAACCAGAGAAAACUCAUUGCUGGUAAAAGGGGUGCUGGGGGAGUCAGUAACUCUUCCCCUGGAGCUUCCUGCAGAAGAGGAGAUCCAAGCUAUCACUUGGCUUCAUGAUGGAACAUCUAUCAUUUUCAUACCGGCAAAUAAAGCACAAAUCCAGGUGACUGAUCCAAAAUGGAAAGAUCGACUGAAAGUCACCCAGUUCUACUCCUUGCAGAUCAGCAACCUGACAAUAGCAGACAGCGGACCUUACCGUGCCCAGAUAACUACAAGCAACUCCAAAAAUAUUUCCAAUUACAAUCUGGAGAUCUUCAGACGACUGACGAACAUACGAGUUGCUAACCACACUCAAGUCUUUGAGAAUGGGACCUGUGAGAGCCACUUGGCCUGCUCUGUGGAGAAUCCAAAUGACCAUGUCUCAUUUAGGUGGCAGGUCACAGGAAACCCACCUCUAGAGGGAGCAAACCUCACUAUCUCUAUUUCCAGUGAAGAGACCUACACUUGCAUAGCUAAGAAUCCCGUCAGCAAUUUAUCUUCCUCUUUAUCUUCCCAAAGUCUCUGCAAAGGUGCUUUUAACGAAAAAAAUCAAUACUUGAAUUUCUUAUGGAUUAUAAUAGUGAUUCCUUUUACCUGUAUCGCUGUGUUCUUACAUUUUAGGAGGAAGAAAGGAACAGGUUCCUUACAUUUUUUUUCUACUCAGCAAACUCCGAGUCCUGCAGAUACCCAGAGGAACUCAGAGUAUGAUCCACUCUCUGUGUAUGCUCAGGUCACUCAUCCCAAUACGAAAAUGGAUAUCCCAAAACCUAUGAAAAACAAUGAUCUCACCACAAUUUACUCCAAAGUUUAUCAAUCCAAACAACCCAUCUCUUCCAGGGCAACUGUCCUGAACAACAUCAUCUAA